UUUUUUGCAGUGUCUUUUUAAGAGCAUCUAAGCACACACACAUAAAAAGCUAGAAGGCAUGCAUUCCGGAGUUAUUCCUAUGCAUAUCCCUGCAAUAAUUUUCCGCUUUCCUUCGAUAAAAUUGCCAAAUAAUAAUGAAUCAUUUCAUAAAUAAUGGGUUUAGAAGCUUAUCAGGGCAGGCGGGCCACUGCUGGGGUUUUAUCUCUCUCGGCCACAUUGCAGUAGUGUUCCGCUCUCCAUACUAAAUAGGAAACUGGACGUGAUGUGGAAUUAGAGCCUACCCAGCUGAAGCCACCCAACACUUACUACAAAUAUAGCCACGAUGCGUAGGCCACAAAAUGGCUCCACUCACUUUUCCCAAUGAAAAGCAAAUGGAUUUAGCAGUUUUAUCCCGAUGCGGGUGUCCUUCCUCUCUGUAAAGUCGUAAGUACCUUGAGGUGGGAGGAGUAAAUUCAGCCUGACACUGAGAGCGCUUUUGUUGAAACAGGAGAGACUUGCGGUGUCCCUACUUAAAUAUGACACAUGACGAUGGACAGGCCGCCCGCCCCGCCGCCCCCCAGUGACCCCCGCGAUGCCCGCCCCCCCCGGCGGCACGACUCGGAAGCGGAGACCACGAGCGAGCCGGAGAGCAGCCGCGGGGGCAUGGAGGCGCCGGCGGACCCCCAGCUGCUGCUCAACGGGGCGUCCAAGGAGGCGGGCCGGCCCUCCCCCGGGCCCCCCGCCGCCCCUGUGCCCGUCAUCGAGCUGGUGCGCCGGGGGGGCUCCCUGGACAUAAAAGGCCGGGAGGCGGCGGGAGAGGCGAUGCAGAGAGCGCCGGGUGCCGAGCCGUGCCGCGCCGCAGAGGCCGCCUGCGAGGCCCGCAUGGUGCAGCUGAGUCCCCCCGCGCUCCCGCUGCAGCCCCACGGCAGGGCCAUGCUCUACAACCUGGGCCAGCCGCUGGCCACCAUCAACAGCGGGUUUUUCGGCGAACCGGACUCCUUCUCCAUGUACGGCAGCAACCGGGUGAAGCGAAGACCGUCUCCGUACGAGAUGGAGAUCACCGACGGUCCUCACACGAAGGUGGUUCGCCGCAUUUUUACCAACAGCCGGGAGAGGUGGAGACAGCAGAACGUCAACGGAGCCUUCGCAGAGCUCCGCAAGCUCAUCCCCACCCACCCGCCCGACAAAAAACUGAGCAAGAACGAGAUCUUGCGCCUGGCUAUGAAGUACAUCAACUUCCUGGCCAAGCUGCUCAACGACCAGGAGGAAGAAGGAAACCAAAGGGGCAAAGUGAACAAAGACUCUGGGAUAGUCCAGGAAGACCUCCUGCAGGACAUGUUGUCUCCAAACUCUAGCUGUGGAAGUUCUUUAGACGGAGCGGCGAGCCCGGACAGCUUCACGGAAGAGCACGAAGCGCUGGACUCGAAGCACACGCGGAGCCUGCACCACGCCAUCCUCCCCGUAGAAGGCAACGCGCAGCGGUGAUGACCUUGGCGCUGCUCCCGAAGCACCGAGGGGGAGAGGCAAGGCCCGAGCGUGAGGAUGCUGGAACUUGUGCUCGCGGGAUCUGUGACUCUGCCUUUCCCCGGGAGCUCGGGCUCCCCACUCUCCCCAGCCCGGGGCGGAGCGGCCGGAACGUUGGCUGAGGACGAGACCAACCCAGACGGACGUUCAGUAUUUAGGUACGUGAUCGUACAAAGAAGAAAAGCAUUGAAGUCAUCUUCAUUGUACAUACUGCUCGUGACGUGACCCUGAGGAGGGGGAGGAGACGUGGCCAGCGCCUCUCCAGCAUUUAGAGGGCUUUCAGACCAUUUGAUGACCACUGCUUUUUAAACAGUCGCCUGCUUGAGGCAUGAAACUCCUCUUUCACUGCUGGCAGAGGCCACUGAUGCUUUCCUGCUCCACGUGGUGCUGGAGACUGCUGCAUGAUGCCAGUGCAGCACUUCUCCAGCCUGUGGCACACACAGCUGGUCUGAACAGGAGCUGGGACCACGUGUUCCUGUUGUCCGAGAGCUUUUGUCUGUAUCUUUUUAAAGAGGUGAAAAAAUACCCUCAGCAAAAGAACUAUUAAAAGGAUUAAGACUA
Messenger RNA from Corapipo altera (White-ruffed manakin), 2064 nucleotides. It is a transcript of the gene TAL1, whose product is annotated as TAL bHLH transcription factor 1, erythroid differentiation factor. Gene Ontology annotation, molecular function: protein dimerization activity; DNA-binding transcription factor activity, RNA polymerase II-specific; RNA polymerase II cis-regulatory region sequence-specific DNA binding. The transcript has 5 exons. Lineage: Eukaryota; Metazoa; Chordata; Aves; Passeriformes; Pipridae. Bases 523 to 1464 code for a protein of 313 amino acids. The record is from RefSeq and is a predicted model, not a curated record. Gene Ontology annotation, biological process: regulation of transcription by RNA polymerase II.